Molecule: messenger RNA, 2110 nt
Organism: Drosophila kikkawai
Lineage: Eukaryota; Metazoa; Arthropoda; Insecta; Diptera; Drosophilidae
Product: transketolase
Molecular function (GO): thiamine pyrophosphate binding; transketolase activity
Source: RefSeq, a predicted model, not a curated record
UAACUUUUUUGUCAUUCACCCUUUGGUUGGGCAGAAUCAGACAUCGAAAAUCAAAUUUUUGCGUAAUAAUUUAAAGAUUGAAACAUGUCUUACCAAAUGCUGGACAAAAAGGUGCUGCAGAGCGUCAAGGAUGUGGCCCACAAGCUGCGCAUUCACUCGAUCACCUCCACGCAGGCGGCCAAGUCCGGCCACCCCACGUCCUGCGCCUCCCUGGCGGAGAUCAUGGCGGUGCUGUUCUUCCAGACGAUGCGCCUCAACCUGAAACAUCCCCGAGAUCCUUCCAGCGACCGACUGGUGCUAUCCAAGGGCCAUGCCGCUCCCAUUCUGUACGCAGCCUGGGCGGAGGCGGGUCUGUUUCCCGUGGAGGAGCUGCGCAAUCUGCGCAAGGUGGACAGCGACCUGGAGGGGCAUCCCACGCCGCGUCUGAACUUCAUCGACGUGGGAACCGGCUCUCUGGGCCAGGGCAUCGCCAUAGCCGCCGGCAUGGCCUAUGUGGGCAAAUAUCUGGACAAGGCCGAGUAUCGGACGUAUGUGAUCGUGGGGGACGGCGAAUCCGCCGAGGGAGCCGUGUGGGAAUCUCUGCACUUUGCUGCCCAAUACAGUCUGGACAACCUAUGUGUGAUCUUUGAUAUAAACAAGAUGGGCCCGAAUGACAUGGCCAUGGAAAUGGAGGUCUACCGGGAGAGACUGGAUGCGUUCGGUUUCAACACUUUGACAGUGGAUGGUCACGAUAUUGAUGAGCUGAACAAGGGCUUUCACAAUGCAGCCAACUGCAAGGAUAAGCCCACUGCUAUCCUGGCCAGAACCACCAAGGGCAAGGAUUUUCUUGCCGUCGAGGGAUGCGAGGAGCUGCAUGGACAGCCGCUGGGCAAGAAGGCGGAGGCUGCCAUCCAGCAUCUGCAGUUUCUGAUCUCCAAUCCCAAUGUGCGUUUAUCACCUAAGAAAAUGGGCAAGUGCGGCCGCGCUCCCGAGGUGAAUAUCACCAACAUUAUGCUGUGCGUUCCGCCCAAUUACCGCCUGGGCGACUCGGUGGCCACCCGCCUGGCCUAUGGCACAGCUCUGGCCAAGAUUGCGGCAGAUAAUCCCCGGGUAAUUGCCCUCGAUGCCGACACCAAGAACUCUACGUACGCGGACAAGAUGAGGAACGCCUUUCCAGAGCGCUUCAUCGAGUGCUUUAUAGCCCAGCAAAAUCUGGUGGGUGUGGCCGUGGGUGCCACCUGUCGUCGUCGCACCGUGGCCUUUGUGUCCACCCAUGCUACCUUCUUUACGCGAGCCUACGACCAGAUCCGCAUGGGCGCCAUCUCGAACACCAAUGUGAACUUUGCAGGCUCCCACUGUGGCUGCAGCAUCGGAGAGGACGGACCCUCGCAGAUGGGACUGGAGGAUAUAGCCCUGUUUCGCAGCAUUCCCGGCAGCACGGUCUUCUAUCCCACGGACGCCGUGAGUGCCGAGCGGGCCGUAGAGCUAGCCGCCAAUACCAAGGGCGUGUGCUUCAUCCGCACCACCUAUCCGAGCACCAGGGUCAUCUACAAUAACGACGAGGUGUUCGCCGUGGGUCGGGCCAAGAUCGUGCGCCAGAAGCCCUCGGACGAGGUGCUGCUAAUCGGAGCCGGGGUCACCCUCUACGAAUGCCUGGAGGCUGCCGAGCGGCUGGAGGAGGACUGCAUCACGGCCCGUGUUCUCGAUCCGUUUACGGUGAAGCCCCUAGAUGUGAGCCUCAUUGUGACGCACGGAAGGCUCUGCAAGGGCAGGGUCGUUGUGGUGGAGGAUCACUACCAACAGGGCGGAUUGGGCGAGGCCGUGCUCAGUGCCUUGGCCGACCAGCGGAACUUUGUGGUCAAGCAUCUGUAUGUGCCCACUGUGCCACGAUCGGGUCCAGCCGCCGUGCUCCUCGACAUGUUUGGCAUAUCCUCCAGGAGUAUUUACAAGGCCACCAUGUGCAUUAUGAAAAAGUGAGUCUCCUGAGCUGAGGCAAAAAUUUAAAGUAUAUUUUAGUCAAUCAUUAACUUUAAACUAACGAAAAUGCACGGUUAAAGAAAUUUUAAUAUUUGGACAAUCCGCAAAAUUCAUAAUACAUAUACAUUUAUAUUAAAUAUAAACGGAGUAACUA